GAGAGAGCGAGCGAGCGAGGCGGGGUGCACAUGAGUAUGCGUUGCGAGCGAGGGAGGCGAGGAAGCCGCCGCCAUAUGCCGAGUGGAUUCUACAUGUGAAAACCAUGGGAAGCUCACAUCUCCUCAACAAAGGCAUGCCUCUAGCUGCUCGGCGCAACAAAUGGCUUCGCUACAGGAAAAGGAGUCGCUCGGUCGGAGUAAACGAUUCCAGAAUUGUUUCAUCCGUUUCUCACUCGAGAACAUCAGACCGCAAGAAUGAAGGAAGUCAUCAUUUUCACACCGGAACGUUGUGAAACGAUAAGUCUGAUUCCUCUGAAUAUUUCACGGACGGCGAUCUAGAAAUCGCUGCCUCAUUUAAACGUGAAAAUCGAGACAUCUAAACGCGGAGGAAUUUCCACUCACGUGUCCUCCAUCUGAAGGACACAAGAACAUUUAGACACUCACGGGAACGAGUCCAGUGGAAAGACUGAGGAAAGCUGCGAUGUUGGGAAAAUGACGACGGGCAUAGUGGACUUCAGUGGAAUUCUGAGUCGUGCCAUGAGGUCAACUUGGUCCGAAAUAGGGCACAGUAGUAGUGUGGGAAAAUCGAUCAAAAGCGGUGUGAAAACAAGUUCUUAAAGGCAUCCGGCCGCCCAUCGUGAACGGACCCAUGCACCCGCGCCCCCUGGUGGCUCUACUGGACGGGCGCGACUGCACCGUGGAGAUGCCCGUCCUGAAGGACGUGGCCACGGUGGCCUUCUGCGACGCCCAGUCCACGCAGGAAAUCCAUGAGAAGGUACUGAAUGAAGCCGUGGGAGCGCUGAUGUAUCACACCAUCACUCUCAUGAGAGAAGAUCUGGAGAAGUUCAAAGCGCUCCGCAUCAUCGUUCGCAUCGGCAGCGGCUACGACAACAUUGACAUCAAAUCUGCUGGUGAACUCGGAAUCGCUGUUUGUAACAUGCCGGCCGCCUCAGUGGAGGAGACGGCCGACUCCACGCUGUGUCACAUCCUCACCUUGUACCGGCGCACCACAUGGCUGCAUCAGGCUCUCCGCGAGGGCACACGGGUCCAGAGCGUGGAGCAGAUCCGCGAGGUGGCUUCGGGAGCGGCGAGGAUCCGAGGGGAGACGCUGGGACUCAUCGGACUGGGUCGGGUGGGCCAGGCCGUAGCCCUGAGAGCCAAGGCGUUCGGCUUCAACGUGAUUUUCUACGAUCCCUAUUUGGCAGACGGCGUGGAAAGAUCCCUGGGCCUUCAAAGGGUCACCACGCUACAGGAUCUGCUCUUCCACUCCGACUGCGUGUCGUUGCACUGCAGCCUGAACGAACACAACCACCACCUCAUCAACGACUUCACCAUCAAGCAGUUUCAGUCUGGGCCCGCUGAAGGACGCCCCCAACCUGAUCUGCACCCCUCACGCCGCCUGGUACAGCGAACAGGCCUCGCUGGAGAUGCGAGAGGAGGCGGCCAGGGAGAUCCGAAGAGCCAUCACAGGUCGUAUUCCAGACAGUCUGAAGAACUGCGUCAACAAGGAGUACCUGACUCAGACCAACCACUGGACGGGGGUCGAACCAGCCGACGUUCACCCGGAGCUCAACGGAGCCUACAGGUACCCACCCGGGGUGGUGAGCAUGACCGCCGGCGGCCUCCCGCCCCCCGCCGAGGGCGCCGUGCCCAGCGCGGUGCCCGUCGCGCACGCCCUCCCGCCGGCCAUCGCGCAUCCCCCGCACACCCCGUCGCCCGGACACAACACGGUCAAGCCACCGGAGGGGGACAGAGAACAACAUCCAAACGAGCAGCUGUAGUCAAAAAGCACAGCGGAAACGUCCAGGAAGUCACUACUGAUUCCAAAAUGUACAAGACAUUGGCACACCGUCGGCCGCUUGUUGACACUCCAAAGAGAGCCGAGAAGACGACGGUGCUCGUCAGAAAAAGGAAACAAAGAGGUUGGAUGCUCCUCUGGCCUAAGACUGAAAAAAAAAAACAAAUACUUCUGACUGUCGUGAGUCAAGAAUUUCCCAUUUUUCUUGAUUUUUUUUCUUCUGUCAUCUCCUGGGUGCAGAAGCAAAAAAAAAAAGAAAUUGUAGGCUAUGAAAUGAAUGCGUGUUGUGCACAGUUUUUACAUCAGUGUUUCCCAACCUUUAUUGAUCCAAGGCACAUAUUUUAAAAGAGGAAAAUGUCCCCAAAAAGUAUAAACUGUGGUUACCUUGACUUACAAGUGCCCCAAUGUUACUUGUGAGGGUUAGCUAUCCCGCCGCUUGAGUGAAGUGAAAACAAUCGCGGCAAAUGAAGCUACUGUAAUGCCGCGCAUGUGGGCAAGGAGAGCUAACGUUGCGAUGCAACUUUCAAUUUUGGGGAGAAUUGCAUGCAAUAGCGGCUUAAAUUGACCCAUUGAAAAAUCUGGACCUUUUUUUUCUACUUCAUUAUUUGGAUUUUUUUUAAUUGGAAUAAACUGUCAAAUUGGCCUGUUGCAAAGUCAUUUGAAUAUCUUGCAAAUAUAUGGAUUUGAAACUUUCUGGAUUUGAAACAUUUAGUUUUCAUUCCUGCUUAUAUUUAGUUUUAGUUAUGAGCGAGCUUUGGCUACACCGCCGCUCAAGUGAAAAAAGAAAAAACGGACAAAUGAAUGCGGCACUGCAGGGGGAGCCGCAGCCCCCCAUGCAUUUUCAGCCGUUCACUGAAUGAGACAAAGAUUUCAAAAUGCAAAAUGAGGACACUUGAGUCCAAGAGCGACUUGGACUCCAGCUCCAAAAAUCGCAUAUUACAAACAGUAAUUCCACUUUGUAAGACCAGUUUAUUUCUUUGCAUUCUUUGGAUUGUUUUCUUUUUUUUGUACAACACAGUGCUAUUGAUCUGAAUUAAAAACCAAAACAAUGGAAGGCAAUGGAAUCAUAGGAUUUCAAUUCCUUUCAAUUGAUUCACAAGCUUGGUCACGGAACAAAUGAAACUUGUAAGUCAAGGUACCGCUGUAUACUGAAGUCAUGAUGACUUUUAAAGCAUUAAAGUAAAGCAUUUUACUCACAAAUGCUCGUAGUUGAACACGAAGCUAUUCUUCCGCCAUGAAUUCAAAGAGUAGGAUUUCAUUGUUGUGUCGCUGGCAUAGAGACAUGAACAAAGAGCCACCAAUCAAAUUUGCUGCAAAUGAAACGGGGUUGGGAAUCACAGUUUUUGCUGGAAGAAUUCCCCGGAACAACAAGCCACCUUGAAACAGAAGCAGCUUUUUUCGCACAUCAUCUCAGGAACUUCCGUUUCUGCAGUUCGUCUCCCGUUGACUUCAUUUCCCAUGUUUCGUGCUUCUUUUUGCCGUCCUUCGGAAGCGCUCGCCUUCCGUUCGAAUUUGAAGAGCUGCGCUUGUUUGCUGUAGUUUGAACAGAGCGUGCGAAUCCCGGGGGGCUAAAUGGCUGUAUACGGGCGGCAAAACGCUUCACGAGGCGUCGAGAUGAUUAUUUGUUUAAUUAUGUUGUUGGGAAGACGCAACGCGAUGGACGGAGACUUUGUACUGUAGUAGACCUAAGGAACUCAUCGAAAACGUGUAGCGUCCCCCCCCCCCCCGCUAUAUCGCGAUUCAUCUAUUGCAGUCAUGCUAAAUCUGGCUUGAAGCCAUAACCCUAACUUGAAACCCUAAUUUGAGACCCAAGCCCUAUGUUGAAACCCUAACACUGACUUGAAUCCCUAGUUUGAAAACCGACGCCAACCGACCGUCAUACUCCCCCACACUCGGCCCCGCCUCUUAAAGGCAGGUGAAAAAAGAUAAUAAAUGUAUUUUCUAUACAUUUUAGGCUUGCAACUUUUUGGAGUGUAUAAAAAGUGUGUUUGAGUUUAGUUUUGAUAAUAAGUGGGUCGCGAUAAACGGGGCUUCACCGUACGAUAUCGUAUCGAACGCAACAGCCGUGGAAAUUAGCACGAGGUUUACUUCCCUCCAAAAUCCGUCAAACCUUACGUUGAUUGCUUGGCUACUUUGAAGCAUUUUUACAAAGCACAACGCUCCCUUUAACGUUUCAUGACGGGUCCUUACUAAGUGUACCGUUUGGCCACCGCCGUGCGGUGGUGUUUUUUUGCCUGCCUGUGCCAUUGUGACUUGGUUUGUAUCUG
Molecule: messenger RNA, 4065 nt
Organism: Phyllopteryx taeniolatus (common seadragon)
Lineage: Eukaryota; Metazoa; Chordata; Actinopteri; Syngnathiformes; Syngnathidae
Product: C-terminal-binding protein 1
Exons: 11
Coding region: 650-2143 (497 amino acids)
Molecular function (GO): NAD binding; oxidoreductase activity, acting on the CH-OH group of donors, NAD or NADP as acceptor; transcription corepressor activity
Source: RefSeq, a predicted model, not a curated record